Fragaria vesca subsp. vesca is the source of this 1392-nucleotide messenger RNA. RefSeq names its product abhydrolase domain-containing protein 3-like. Bases 1 to 1392 code for a protein of 463 amino acids. Gene Ontology annotation, molecular function: short-chain carboxylesterase activity; monoacylglycerol lipase activity. The record is from RefSeq and is a predicted model, not a curated record. Lineage: Eukaryota; Viridiplantae; Streptophyta; Magnoliopsida; Rosales; Rosaceae. The transcript has 2 exons.
AUGAAUCAAUCUAUAGAAUUAAGCCUCCAAGAACCUUCUCCCAUUAACCCUUACAGCCUUUUGCUUGACGCUUUCACUUUCAUACCACUUUGGCACUACUUGGUAAUCUUUCUCUUCAUUUGCUUUGUGUUUCUCUACUACCACUUGGACUUCCAUUUCUUCCAAGACGUGUUCGCCGGAUUUAAAGGUUGUCCUGUAACCUUGACCUACAACUCCAACUCCCAUAUCUACCAUAAUGUAGUCUCCAAGUGCCGGGUACUCCACUCCCGAUACUUGGCUACAUCGUGGCUUGCAAGUCCUCAUUUGCAGAAUUUCUUUCUAACUUUCUUAGGGAACCCACCGGAUGUCACCUACCAAAGAGAACUAUUUUGUCUAGCCGAUGGUGGUACUAUAGCUUUGGAUUGGGUAGUAAACUCUAUGCCUAGAGAUGAUGCGUCUCCAAUUUUAAUGGUGCUUCCAGGACUAACCAGUGAUUCUAACUCUUCUUACAUUAGACACCUUACCUGCAACACAUCUAAGUUGUUGGGCUGGAAUGUAGUUGUUAGCAACCACAGAGGACUUGGUGGAGUUCCAAUCACUUCAGACUUCAUUUACACUUGUGGAUGGACUAAUGAUGUACGUGAAGUCACUAAUCAUCUUCAUCAUAGACAUCCUAACGCUCCAUUGUUCAUAGUCGGAACAAGCAUAGGUGCCAACAUAUUGGUCAAGUAUCUAGGGGAAGAUGGAGAAAAUGUUCCCGUUUCUGGUGCUGCAGCCAUUUGUUGUCCUUGGGAUUUUCUUGUUGGUGAUAGAUUCAUAAGACGCACUCUUCUGCAAAGGUUAUACGAUAAAGCUCUAACGCUUGGCCUUCAAUGGUAUUCAGAACAACACAGACAUUCCUAUUCCCGCCUCUCUGAUUGGGAAGGCAAGAUGCAUAGUAUUAGGCAUUACCACAAGACAUGCGAUGUGGGUAAGUUUGAGACUGUGGAUGCAUUUUACAGGCGCAAUAGUAGUGCCAUUUACGUAUGUAACGUUUCUGUGCCACUGCUUUGCAUCAACGCUUUGGAUGAUCCACUUUGUACCGCAGAAGCCAUUCCAUGGGACGAGUGUAGAGAAAAUGUGAAUGUUGUGUUGGCUACAACAACGCAUGGGAGUCACUUGGCUUACUUUGAACGUAUUACUGCUUCAGGGAUUUGGUGGGUGAGAGCAGUGGAUGAGUUCUUUAGUGUUCUGAAUUGUAGUGAGUUUAAGCAUAAGCAAAAGGAUUUAGGGGCAGAAUCUACAUUGGACUCUACGCUUGAUCAUGAUCAUUCAUCGCCUAAUUUGAUGGUUGCAUUAGUGAAGGUGGUUGCAUUAGUGAAGCUGGUUGCAUUGGUUAAAGCAGGGUUUAGGAAAUGGGGAUUUUUGGCCUAA